CCUGUCAGUGAGAGAAACGGAGAGUUUGAUUUCACUUUCACUUUUGAGAGCUGAGUCACCCGGGCGUGAAACACACGGACAAACACACGCAAAUACCCCCAAAACUCACACUCAAACACACUCAGCAUGGCGUUCACAUACCCCGAGGCGCGGAGGGAUGAGAAUAAGGUGGACGAUUAUCACGGAGUGAAGAUUUCAGACCCGUAUCACUGGCUGGAGGACCCGGACUGUGAGGAGACUCAGAUGUUUGUUGCGGAGCAGAACAAGCUGACCAUGGCAUUCCUGGAUCAGUGUGCAGUCAGAGAGAGCUUCCAGCAGCGCCUCACCGAGCUCUACAACUACCCCAAAUACAGCUGUCCAUACAAGAGAGGAGACAGGUAUUUUUACUUCCACAAUGAAGGUCUGCAGAACCAGGACGUUCUGUACGUGCAGGACUCUUUAAACAGCCCAGCCAGCGUGUUCUUUGACCCAAACGCUCUCUCUGAGGACGGGACUGUGGCUCUCAAGAUGGGUCGCCUGUCGGAGGACUGUGAGUAUUUCGCGUACGGCCUGAGCAGCGCUGGAUCUGACUGGGUCACGGUGCGUUUUCUGAAGGCAGAUGAUCUCAGUGAACUGCCGGAUGUGCUGGAGAGAGUGAAGUUCAGCUGUCUGACCUGGACACACGACGCUAAGGGCAUCUUCUACAACUGCUACCCGCGCCAGGACGGAAAAGCCGACGGCACUGAGACCACGACAAACCUCAACCAGAAGCUCUUCUACCAUGUGAUCGGAAGCAGCCAAUCAGAGGACGUCCUGGUGGCAGAGUUUCCUGACAACCCCAAAUGGCACAGCAGCCUGACGGUCUCUGAUGACGGCCGGUACGCUGUGCUCUCCAUCACUGAAGGCUGUGAGCCGGUCAAUCGUCUGUGGUACUGUGACCUCCAGCAGCUGCCCAACGGCAUCACAGGUCUGUCUACAAACACACACACACACAC
Messenger RNA from Danio rerio (zebrafish), 974 nucleotides. Lineage: Eukaryota; Metazoa; Chordata; Actinopteri; Cypriniformes; Danionidae. The record is from RefSeq and is a predicted model, not a curated record.